AUGAAGUGCAUCCUAUGGAAUUGCCGGGGGGCAAAUAAACCUCAAUUUCGUAGAUCGAUCCGUUAUUUAAUGAAGAAGUUCAAAACAGAUAUCCUUGAUGUGUUUGAAACUCAUGCUGGUGGAGAAGCUGAGAGUCGAAUAUGCCAAGGUUUGGGUUUUGGUAAUUCGUUCAGGGUGGAUGCUUGUGGCCAAAGUGGAGGCUUGUGGUUAUUAUGGAGGGAGGAGUUAGGAGAACUUGAAGUGGUGAAGUUUUCGGAUCAAUUUAUUUACUCAAAGAUAGGAAGGAGGGAGGAAGUGAUAAACUUGAUUGUUGUAUAUGCGGCUCCUACGCCCAGCCGUAGAAGUGGACUUUGGGAUGCUUUGGGAGAGGUGAUAAGCAAUGCUGUUGGGCCGGUGUUCGUGGGUGGGGAUUUUAAUACAAUUGUGCGAUUAGAUGAAAGAAGUGGUGGGAAUGGGAGGUUGUCGGAAGACUCUCUAACAUUUGGUGAAUGGAUCAAUAACAUGUCACUCAUUGACAUGGGUUUUUGUGGGAACCAAUUCACAUGGAAGCGAGGAAAGACGGCGAGUACCUUUGUGGCGAAGAGGUUGGAUCGAGUAUUAUGCCGUGCUCAAGCGAGAUUGAAGUGGCAAGAUGCAAGAGUUAGCAGUGAACUACUUCAAAAAGUUAUAUUCUUUGGAGGAUGUUGA
This is a messenger RNA of Brassica oleracea var. oleracea, 687 nucleotides long. RefSeq lists its product as uncharacterized. The transcript has a single exon. Lineage: Eukaryota; Viridiplantae; Streptophyta; Magnoliopsida; Brassicales; Brassicaceae. Gene Ontology annotation, molecular function: catalytic activity. The record is from RefSeq and is a predicted model, not a curated record. The coding region runs from base 1 to 687 and encodes 228 amino acids.